Molecule: messenger RNA, 424 nt
Organism: Gastrolobium bilobum
Lineage: Eukaryota; Viridiplantae; Streptophyta; Magnoliopsida; Fabales; Fabaceae
Product: non-specific lipid-transfer protein 1-like
Exons: 1
Coding region: 41-424 (127 amino acids)
Biological process (GO): lipid transport
Cellular component (GO): membrane
Molecular function (GO): lipid binding
Source: RefSeq, a predicted model, not a curated record
UAAUUGGUUUGUGAUUUGUUUUAGUUGAGAAGGGGAUCGAAUGGCUAGUGUGAAGUAUGCAUGCAUGGUUGUGAUGAUGUGCAUGGCAUUGGUGGGUGCACCAAUGGCCGAGGCUGCAAUCACAUGCGGUCAAGUGGUGAGCUCGUUAUCUCCAUGCAUCCCUUACCUGAGCGGAGGUGGGUCGCCGAGCCCAGGGUGCUGCAGCGGAGUGAAGAAUGUGAACGCCGCCGCCAAGACCACCGCUGACCGCCAGGCGGCGUGCAAUUGCUUGAAAACGGCUGCUGGUUCUCUUGCUGGUUUCAAUGCCAAAAAUGCAGCCUCACUCCCUGGCAAAUGUGGUGUCAACCUCCCCUACAAGAUCAGCACCACCACCAACUGCGCCGCGUAUGUUAACUUAACUCACCCUCACUACUUUAAUGAAUAG